Pseudophryne corroboree (corroboree frog) is the source of this 3031-nucleotide messenger RNA. It is a transcript of the gene FSD1L, whose product is annotated as fibronectin type III and SPRY domain containing 1 like. The record is from RefSeq and is a predicted model, not a curated record. Gene Ontology annotation, molecular function: protein binding. The transcript has 14 exons. Lineage: Eukaryota; Metazoa; Chordata; Amphibia; Anura; Myobatrachidae. The coding region runs from base 215 to 1738 and encodes 507 amino acids.
CUCUGACCCUGUCCUCCCCUAGUCUCGGUGGUUGUCCUGCUUUCUCUGGUCCUGCGUUCUGAGACCUGCACCAGCAGCAGCUGAGCUGAGCGAGGACUCGGAGGUGGAGCUGAGGCUGCUGCUCGCUCAUUCAUCAGACAAGUCAUUUCUUCUUUAUCUUUAUCCACUUCACGCAUCCUCUCGCACAGAAGCCAAGAGGAGCCCGGGCCUGGCUAUGGACACACAAAAAGAAGCUUUGCAGAGGAUCAUCACAACACUGGCCAACAAAAAUGAUGAAAUCCAGAAUUUUAUUGACACGUUAAGUCAUGUACUAAAAGGUGUGCAGUCAAACUCCACCAAGGUGCUGUCGGAGUUGGAUGAAGAGUUUGACAGUCUUUACUCUGUGCUGGACGAGAUGAAAGAGAGGAUGACCAACAGCAUAAAGCAAGAGCAGGCCCACAAAACCCUGGAACUACAGAAUCAGCUGUCCCAGUGUACAAAUGCCCUGGAGAGCUCAGAGGAGCUAUUAGAAUUUGCUUCACGGACCAUGGACAUAAAGGAGCCCGAGGAGUUCAGCAAGGCUGCCAGACAGAUCAAGGAUAGGGUCACAAUGGCUGCUGCUUUCCGUCUCUCACUGAAACCUAAGGUCAGUGACAACAUGACUCAUUUAAUGGUGGAUUUCUCCCAGGAAAGGCAAAUGAUCCAGACCUUAAAAUUCCUACCAGUUCCCAAAGCACCAGAGAUUGAUCCAGCGGAUUGUAUAGUGGCUGACAAUUGUGUGACAGUGGCUUGGCGAAUGCCAGAGGAUGAUAACAAAAUCGACCAUUAUGUACUGGAACAUAGGAAAACAAACUACGACGGACUUCCAAGACUUAAAGAUGAGAGAUGCUGGGAAAUGGUUGAUCAAAUAAAGGGAACAGAGUACACACUCACUGGUUUGAAGUUUGACUCCAAGUAUAUGAACUUUAGAGUACGAGCUUGCAACAAAGCUGUGGCAGGGGAAUACUCCGAUCCAGUCACACUGGAGACCAAAGCGCUGACCUUUAGCCUUGACAACACAUGUUCCCAUCUUAACCUGAAAGUGGAAGACUCCUAUGUAGAAUGGGAUCCAAUGGCUGGUAAAAGUCAAGAAAGUAAGGUGAAAGGAAAAGAAAAUAAAGGCAGUGGCCAUGUCACCCUGAAGAACAGUCCCAGAAGUGCAACACCAUCUCCAAAAAGAACAUCUGUCACUUCUCGGCCAUCUAUGGGGAGGGGGAGCAGAGAUCGCUUCACAGGAGAAUCUUAUACAGUGUUGGGUGACACAACAAUUGAAAGUGGACAGCAUUACUGGGAAGUUAAAGCUCAGAAGGACUGCAAAUCCUACAGCAUGGGCAUCUCGUAUAAAACCAUUGGGAAAUUUGACCAGCUAGGAAAGACAAACACAAGCUGGUGCCUACAUGUGAACAACUGGCUGCAGGCAUCGUUUGCUGCAAAGCAUAAUAAUAAGGCUAGAGCCCUGGAAGUACCAGUACCAUAUACAAUAGGCAUAUACUGUGACUUCGAUGGAGGUCAACUUUCAUUUUACAACGCAGACACGAAGCAGCUACUUCAUAGCUUCAAAACAAAGUUUACACAGCCAGUUGUCCCUGGAUUUAUGGUAUGGUGUGGCGGGAUCACAUUGUAUACAGGACUACAGGUUCCAAGUGCUGUCAGAACACUUCAGAAGACUGAAAAUGGGAUGAGCGGUUCUUCUAGCAGCUUAACCAGUGUCGCUCAAUAACAUGACACUUUGAAUUUAUAGGAGGGAACAUUUGCUCUGGUCGGAGUGGAUUGCUAAUUAUUUUUUAUUUAGUAACAUUACGGUGCUGUUCACCAAAAGUAGGAGCAAACUGAUCAUUUGGUUAUUCGCCCCUUGCUGCUCUGACGCUUGCAGUGUCCUUGCUGCCUGACCAUUGCUGCUCAGAUUUGAUGUUAGCAUCUGUUACAAAUGUUUUAACAAGACAUGGCUAAGUGGGCAGAAAACGAACAGUAUGCCAUGGUGGUUUUUGUACCCAUGGAUGCAACCCAUGCAACUUAUCCUAGGCAUAUUAAAUGACUUGAUUUUGAAUCUCUACACACUACCACCUCUCUGCUUAUUGGCUGGGACACAGUGUUCUGUAGAGCAAAUGUGGUUUUAAAAAAGGAUGCGUCCCUUUUAAUUUGUUGUUAAUAUUCUCAGACUACAGAAGUGAAAUGCUUCUGCUGUAUAUUGUUUGCAAGUCCUAAUGGUAAUAUUGAUGCUGGGCACCAACACCGGUGCUCAGCUCACCGAAAAUUUUGUAGUGGCAUCUGCUAAUAAAAAUAAACAAUUGCCUAUAUUAACUUAGACUUAGGGAGGUUGAGUAUACACUGAUGUGAUUUGAAGGAUUAAUCCAUCCAGAGGACCAAAAUAUGCUGAGGGAAGUGUGAAAUUCAACUGCAAGGGUGGUCAUUCCGAGUUGAUCGCACGUAGCAACUUUUUACUGCUUGUGCGAUCAACUAGACGCCGCCUAUGGGGGAGUGUAUUUUAGCCUAGCAGGGCUGCGAUCGCUUGUGCAACCCUGCUAUGCUAAAAAAGUUUCCUGCAAAACAAGACCAGGGUAAGAGUUACUUACCCUGUGCGACGGAUCCAGCGACGAAGGUCCCAGGAUUGACAUCAGACAUCCGCCCUCCAAACGGCUGGAUCCGCCUGCGUUCGACUCACCACGCCUUGAAAACGGUCAGUUGACGUCCCGGAACGCCUCCCGCCUGUCAGUCUUCAUGUGAUCGCGGCUGCAAUCACUUUCUGUGCUGGCGGCGCCAUCGCCCGCGCAGCCCCGACCCUUUCGCACCGUAGCGAAGAACCGCUGUGUGCGAACGGGUCGGAAUGACCCCCAAGAUGCAAUGAAAAGCUUUGUGUUUAAUGCAGUUACAUACAGCACAGACUGACCAAGCAAAAAAAUCAAAACCAUGAAAAACAGAAUCCAACCACCUUGACUCUGAAACGGAGAUGUAUGUUGUAUCUAUGCCCAAAUAAACAAAGGCCGUGUGACAUGUUAUUUAUAAAUAUUAACAA